Homarus americanus (American lobster) is the source of this 5452-nucleotide messenger RNA. RefSeq lists its product as uncharacterized. Gene Ontology annotation, cellular component: early endosome membrane. Lineage: Eukaryota; Metazoa; Arthropoda; Malacostraca; Decapoda; Nephropidae. Gene Ontology annotation, biological process: endosomal transport. Bases 269 to 4738 code for a protein of 1489 amino acids. The record is from RefSeq and is a predicted model, not a curated record. The transcript has 19 exons. Gene Ontology annotation, molecular function: metal ion binding.
GUCCGUGGUAGUGUGGGAACAUAAUACAGUGCGCCUGGUGACCGUCAUCGGGGCGGUACUGUUGUUGUUUUCUGUCCGUGAGUGACGUCUAUGACUUCACCUCAUUAUACCUCUACUUUACCACAUUUUCCGCGCUUAUGACUCUUUCAUACCACCUCCGAGACACCGUGAGAUGAUUUAAGAAAUUUGACUCCAGUCCAUACUUCACUUUAAUGACUAAUUGGUACCACAAAAACGGUCGUUAAUGUAAACACGGUAUGAAAGGACCAUGGAGAAGUUUGCUGUUGAUCUUGAUAAAGUGUUGGAUGACUUUGAGUUAGAUGAAGAUGAGAGUGAAUCUGUAAACCAGUAUGAGAAAUUGCAGCUAGAGUUCUGCCCAGAUGGAGGGGGGACUCUACCACCAGUGAGGCAUGGUGUAGGGUUGGGCACUUUUGGUGGGUGGAGUGAGCCCUUACAACCUCAGGCAAUUGGUGCUGCCUCUCAACCAUGGUGUGGUGUAGGACUGGACAGAGAGGCCCAACCACCUGGCACACGGAGCCCACCUGACGGCCAGAAUGAUGACAGUGAGCCGCCUGCAGCUUGCUCUCAGCCACCUCCUUCACUUCCGUAUCUUCCCGGCGCACAGCUCCCACCUCCACAAGUAUCACAGUUGCAUUCGGGCGACGUCCUGGACUCUGGCGUCAGACCAGGAAAUAUGCUCAUGAAUCAGCAUUCGGCCACCUCACAGGCACUGUGGCCGGUAAUAGCAACAUCUGCAGCAGGCAGCUUCUCUCAAGCUCCUAUGCCCAGUGUCCAGGCAGAGUCUUAUGCAGCUGAAAGGUUUGGUUUACCUGUAAGUGGUGGUAGUGCAGGCACCGGUAAUGUUAGCUCUCGAGUACCUGCCAUGCCUCCAGACUAUCACAUACCUGGGGUUCCGGAGAGCAGCUCUGCCACCUCUGAAAGCGAAGGAAAUGCAGUCGUCGGUGUCUCGAGUAAAAAUAUUCCCCGUGAAGGAUUUGACGUCAUUGCAUCAAGACCUUUGGAUGUGGUGCCAGCAAGUGUGCCUCCCGACAGAGGGCUCGCUGGUGGCCACGAAACGAGACAUCCAGAUAUAAUUGACGUGUGGCAGAGUGGUGCAGAGGCGAGUGCAUCGGCGUCCCAGCCUAGUGACAGAGUACGUCCAGAAGUUGUAGAUCACGAACAAAGUAACGGUGAGUCCCAGGAAGUGGAUAAUGAAGGUGCAAGUGGAUCUGCAAACUGUGUAGAACAGCAGGAACACCGUCUACUGCCUGACCUUAUGGCAAUGAAUAGUGUUGAUAAUUUAGCAGUGAGUGAGGGAACAUACAGUGGUCCAGAGUACUAUGAACCUGCAAUUGUAAUGGAAAAUGCACUUUCUAAUUUACGUUUGAAUGAACCUGCUAUUGUAAUGGAGAGUCAGUCAUGCAGUAGAAUACCUGAGGUUGUAAAUGUUCACCAAACUGCUGAACAACAGGGACAUACAGAUACACCUUCAUCUGUGGCAGGAGGGACUUUGUGUAAUACACCUGCCACGGGUGACAUGAGUCAUGCAUCUCUUGACGGUGUAUCUCAUGGCAUUGAUGAUGCUCCUGGUAUUCUCCAGGAUCAUAUAAACCAAGUCUGUGAUAAUGUAGCUAGAUUAGACGAAAUUCAUUCUGUUGAUGCUGUGAGAGUGGAUCCACAGCCACCAACACAGUCAUCUCUCCCGGAUGUGAGUGCUGUUGGUACUGUUCCCAUCAGCUUCAGUAAGAACUCUGACAUAGAUGAUGCCGAUCUCGACGCCGAGCUUGCCGAGCUGGAAGAGGAACAGUUCCGGUUACAGGGAGCUUAUGGUGGAAGUGUGGCAAGAUCACUGACCAGCAGUCAAGAAGACAGUACAGGAGAGAUCACUCACCCUGAAGUUCAAAGUACAUGUGAAGCCAACUUGUCUGGGGGUCCAGAUUUGAUAGGUGGCACGAGUACUUCUCAGCCCAUACUAGGUGUUGACCUGGGUGGCAGUGAAGCAGCACAAACUACAGGUGCUUCAGCAGCAACUGAAGAGAAUCCAAAACCUGAAGUACCAGCAUGGCAGAGAUACGGCAGUGAUGCUGAAGAAAGACAGAGUUCCUUGGUUGGGAACCCAGAUAUUGCAGCCCAGGAAAAUAUUAGCUUCUCCAACCACCCUGGUACUGAGGGUGUUGAGGAAGUAAUAUGUCACCCUCACAGAAGUCAAAGAGGAGAAGCCACAGAAAACUACAGAGAGAGAGACACGGGUGAUAAUUUGUCUAGUAACAGCACAGGCACAGAUACAAUGUCCUCCAGCAGUACUCUCACUGACGGUGAUCUUGGCUCACCAGAAAGAAGACUCCAGCAGCCUGUUGCUGAGCCUGAAUCUCCAUCACGGGUCACACCAGGGGCCUUAGUGACUGCUGUGUACGAUGACGACAGUGGUUCUGGUCGAGAAGAUGAUGGCAGCGGUGGAGCUCUGGCAGCCGGAGAAGCUGCUGCUUCUUCCAACCCUGGCAACCCUAGUGAAGGCAACGGAAGUCUUGUCGGUCACGUGGCUCCGUUUUGGAUCCCAGACGAAGAUGCACCAAACUGCCAAGAGUGUGGCCUAAAGUUCACUGUGAUUCGUCGACGUCACCACUGUCGAGCAUGUGGACGCGUCCUGUGUGCCCAGUGUUGUCACCACAAGGCUCCUCUACCAUACAUGGACUACAAGGAGGCAAGGGUCUGUGGACCUUGUCUCCAGAUCUUACAGUCAGGACAAGAAGACGGACAUGACGGAGAUAUGAGACAAGGUCGGCAGCAGCCCGACGGACAAAGACGCCCACCAGACCCUAAUAACCCCAUGGAGUACUGUUCCCGUGUGCCUCCUCCCCAGCAAGUGGCUGCCUCGGCCACUGUUCCCCCUCCCACUGUAAUGGUUCCUGUCGGUGUUCUGAAGCGUGAGGGCAGUAGCAGUAGCGCUAGGAGUCGGGGGAACAAACAAGUGAUUUUCAGUGAUGGCAUCCGGCCUGGCGGUGACCUGACUGAGCUCGAUGGGUCAGGGGAGCUCCUUCCCCCUUACCGCAGAUCGGGGCGGGUGGCCAGGAGGGUGGAUCGUCCCACCACCGGCGGCGGUGUUGGCGGUGGUGUGGGCGGGUUACUUCGCUCCCUUCCCCCCGACCGCUGCCUCAUCCCCCCUGGGGCUGGCCUCCCCCCUGUGGUGGUGCAGGCCCCUGCCACUGGAGAGUACGUGUUUGAGGACAACCCCGACAGUAGCAAAUUGGAGCAGCAGAUGAAGGGUGAUGGACCGCCAGUUGUGUUUGCUGUCCACAAGAACCUCACCGUCCUAGUCAAAAUGGUUAAGUUGGAAUGUUGCGUGGGUGUGGAGGUGUGGAACAUAGCGACACGCGGCUUGUGUACGGUCGGGCAGGAAGAGAUGGUUGUUCUCCUGGAAGUGGCCCCGGGUGAAACACAUCCACCCAGAGAUAUAUUUGCUUUCUUCCACACUGUCUAUCAACAAGCUAAUCAAGGUAAUCUGGUGUCAGAACUAGGCCACACAAUCUUCACAGAACCAGAAGGGUUCCUGGGGUCACGGGAGCAUGGUGGUUUCCUUUAUAUCCGCCCCACGUUCCAGUGCCUCCGUAACUUGGUCUUGCCCCCCUCACCAUAUAUUUUUGCCGUCCUUAUUCAGAAGUGGGAGACUCCAUGGGCAAAGGUUUUCCCACUUCGUCUAAUGCUGCGCAUGGGUGCAGAGUUCCGCUACUACCCUUGUCCGCUUGUGUCUGCACGCAAUAGGAAGCCCGUCUUCUGUGAGAUUGGGCACACCAUAAUGAACCUUCUUGUGGAUUUCCGUAAUUAUGCUUACACCGUCCCUGGCAUUGAAGGUUUUGUCAUUCACAUGGAGGAUAAGAAAACCAGUUUACUAUUCCCUAAGAACAGAUAUGAACAGGUAACAAAGGCUCUGAGUAACAGCAAUGACCACGUCCUGGCCCUUGGAGCUAACUUCAGUCCCCAGGCUGACUCCCACCUGGUCACCAUAGAAAAUGAUGAUGGCCACUACUCUACUCAAGCAAUUAAUAUUCAUAAUCGACCACGUAGAGUAACUGGGGCAAGUUUUAUUGUAUUUAAUGGUGCCCUGAAGACCACGUCGGGCCUCUCGGCAAAAUCUUCCAUUGUAGAAGAUGGCCUCAUGGUUCAGAUCCCAGCAGACAUGAUGACCAAAUUACGUGAAGCUUUACAGAACAUGAAGGACUUCGAGAUUCCUUGCGGUCCAGUUUCAGCAAGCCAACCCGACGAAGUUGUGACCAUCAAGUGGACCAGCGAUGACAAGAAUUUUAACAUUGGAAUCAAAAGUCCAGUUGAUGAGAAGCAGAUGGAUGGAAUACCCUCGGUUAAGAUUCACUCUGGUACUGAUUAUGUCAGUAAUGCUCAUCUCAUAAGGUGGACAGAAGUCUUUAUAAUGCAGGGAGAAAGUAACAACAGCAACGAUGUGAACCUGAGCCGACUGUCUGAGUUAUUGGCGCGAUCAUUCUGUGUGGCGCUCACCCCACACUUGUCUGACUUAUAUUCCAAUGGACACACUUGUCUUGGCCUGCGUACCACUAUUCAUCAAGAUAGUGUGGGUUAUGAAGCGGGCAGCAGUGGAAGUCGUUUGCCAGCAUCGUGUAUGAAUGACCUGGACGUGGAACUGAUUCCCGUCAUCCACCGAGCAGCAGCCAAUAUCACUGAUCAGCCAAUUAUAUUGGAACUUGUCUUUCAUAUUAUGGAACAGUAAUACUCUGCUCAGUUUUUGUUACAUUUUUUUAAUUUAAAUUAAUUUUUGUAAGUUCAUCUGCAAUUGUACAGCAGUUGCUAUUUUAUGAGCAGCUAAAGGAUUCAAGUAAUUACAAGAUGUACCAUUCUUACUGUUAAGGACUUCACAUAGUCAUAUUUUGCAGUAAAGUAUUUUAUCUUUCAAUCUCCAGAUGAAUUAGAAUAUUACAGGAAAGAGAACAUACAAGACGACAGUUAAUGUCCCUUGGGGUGACAUCUCUUGCACAUAAUGUGCAGAGUAAUUAAUGGGUAACAUCUUAGAUAAUCAAGUUAUUAAUGGGUAAUAUAGUGUGCCACUUCCUGUGGGGAAAAGAACAAGGCUUUUAAACAUGGGGGAACUUGGCUUAAACAAGAACAAUGGUGGUAGUAUUCACAUUGUUGUACAAACCAGUACAGUAAGUAUAACUGCUUUACCUGCAGUCAAGAUCAAAUGUUAGUCCUUCGGUGGUAAAUUCUACCACACUUGAAGAUUGUAUAUAUGUGAGUCUGUAGCGGUGUGGCAGAGCAACAGGUUAAAUACUGAUCAAUUUGAAGUAUUUUUGUUAAAUACUGUUACAAUACUUUUGCUUUACUUUGUUUUUUAUAUACAGCGUGCCCUUCAAUUUCACGGGGGUUAGAUUCUCAAAAAGGCCGAAAUCGCCAAAUCUGCGAAUAACAUUGCUGACUGGGGGGGGGG